Molecule: messenger RNA, 2201 nt
Organism: Sciurus carolinensis (gray squirrel)
Lineage: Eukaryota; Metazoa; Chordata; Mammalia; Rodentia; Sciuridae
Gene: Tnfrsf1a
Product: TNF receptor superfamily member 1A
Exons: 10
Coding region: 305-1633 (442 amino acids)
Biological process (GO): inflammatory response; tumor necrosis factor-mediated signaling pathway; prostaglandin metabolic process
Cellular component (GO): membrane raft; mitochondrion; signaling receptor complex
Molecular function (GO): tumor necrosis factor receptor activity; tumor necrosis factor binding
Source: RefSeq, a predicted model, not a curated record
UGCAACACCACCCGCGCCACUCUCCCUUCCCCUCCCACCUUCUCUCUCCUCUCUGCUGUAAUUUUCUCCUUUAAUUUGAAUCCUUCAGAUUCAGGCUCCAUUUCUGGCCUCCAGGGUUCGAGGUCUCUUGCCCUGAGUUGUGAUCUCCUCCCCCAAGUCUUAACGCUCAAACCCCACCCCCACCCCAAGGCCCAGAGUGCGCUUGGGACCUCCUUGGCAGACCCGUGCAACUCCGGCAGCCGCUGCCGCUGCGCCGCCGCCGCGAGCCGCAAUGGGGGAGUGAGAGGCCCACAGCCGGCCCGUCAUGGGCCUCCCCGUCGUACCUGGCCUGCUGCUGCCACUGGUGCUCCUGGCUCUGUUGGUGGGGAUACAUCCCUCCGGGGUCAUUGGACUGGUCCCUCCCUUUAGGGACCGGGAGAAGAGAGAUAGUCUAUGUCCCCAGGGAAAAUACAACCACCCUCAAAAUCAUUCCAUCUGCUGUACCAAGUGCCACAAAGGAACCUACUUGUACGAUGACUGUCCAGGCCCAGGACUGGACACAGACUGCAGGGAGUGUGAGAGUGGCACCUUCACUGCUUCUGAGAACCACCUCAGACAGUGCCUCAGCUGCUCCAUGUGUCGCAAAGAACUAUUCCAGGUGGAGCUUUCUUCUUGCACAGUGAACCAGGAUACCGUGUGUGGCUGCAGGAAGAACCAGUUCCGCCAGUAUUUUAGUGAAAAACGUUUCCAAUGUGUGGACUGCAGCCUCUGCCUCAACGGCACUGUGAAUAUCCCCUGCCAGGAGAGCCAGAACACUGUGUGUACCUGCCAUGCAGGGUUCUUUCUAAGAGAACACGAGUGUGUUCCCUGCAGUGACUGUAAGAAAACAGACUGCAUGAAGUUGUGCCCACCCGUAUCUGAAAAUGUUCAGGUCCCUCAGGACUCAGGUACCACAGUGCUGUUACCCCUGGUGAUACUCUUUGGUCUUUGCCUUUUUUCCUUACUUUUCAUUGGUUUAAUGUGCCGUUACCCACGGUGGAAGCCCAAGCUCUACUCCAUUGUUUGUGGAAAAUCAACUCCUGUAAAAGAGGGGCAGCUUGAAGGAAUUACUACCAAGUCCCAAGCCUCAGCCUCAGGCUUCAGUCCCUUCCUUAGCCCCCCUCAACCCUCCUGCUCCGUCUUCACUCCCAGUGAAUGGUCCAACUUCGGGACUGUGUCACCCGGAAGAGAGGUGGCCCCAACCCACCAAGGGACUGACCCCAUCCUCACCUUGCCUGUCACCUCCACGCCCAUCGUCACCCCAGUUCAGAAAUGGGAGAACUCGGCCCAAAUACAGCGCCCUGAUGCCGACCCGGCGACCCUAUAUGCGGUGGUGGAUGGAGUGCCCCCAUCGCGCUGGAAGGAGUUGGUGCGGCGUCUGGGACUGAGUGAGCACGAGAUCGAGAGGCUGCAGCUGCAGAACGGGCACUGCCUGCGCGAGGCGCACUACAGCAUGCUGGCUGCCUGGCGGCAGCGCACACCACGACACAAGGCCACACUGGACCUACUGGGCCAAGUGCUUCGUGACAUGGACCUGCUCGGCUGCCUGGAGGACAUUGAAGAGGCGCUGCGUGGCCCCGCCUCCUUCUCAACCACACCCAGGCUUCUCCGAUGAGGCCACGCCCCCGCCUCAGGGAAGAACACUGCCCUGGUAACCGCUGCUUCCAACUCUGGCAGCCUACAGGGAUGGUCUUGCGAGAUGCCCUCGGGACCUCCUUUUCUGGAGAGGAAGGACCUUGGAGGGGCAGGCGAGAGCCGGCAGCCACUUACCUGGUGCUACCCCCUCGGUGUAUAUAGCUUUUCUCAGCUGUCUGAGCACUGCCCGCUGUGUGCAGCGCCAGGAGUGGCGCGGGUCUACUCGUGGCUUGGCUGAGCGUUUCUACAGCCCAAGGAGUGGUUGCUGGGAUAGGUGUACCAUGCCUCAUGCCUGUUUUGGUUGUAGAGGAUCCAGCAAGACUGCUCAGGGGCCCCUGGUUGGUCCUGGGCCCUUUUUCACCAUAGAUAAGCAAUCUUUUUAUCAGUUAUGUUACACUAAUGGAAACUCGGCAUUUGCCCCUGUCCUGGUAAGCAGAGUAAGCUGAAUUGUCCCAUGGCAGGGGCAAGCACAGAACUACAGGACUUCAGCUGGAGCCGUGGACUUUUGUAAAUACACUAAAACUGGGAAUUAAACCUCUGAGUCUGGA